Molecule: messenger RNA, 7435 nt
Organism: Culicoides brevitarsis
Lineage: Eukaryota; Metazoa; Arthropoda; Insecta; Diptera; Ceratopogonidae
Gene: Rme-8
Product: dnaJ homolog subfamily C member 13
Exons: 11
Coding region: 136-7278 (2380 amino acids)
Biological process (GO): endosome organization; regulation of early endosome to late endosome transport; receptor-mediated endocytosis
Cellular component (GO): endosome membrane
Source: RefSeq, a predicted model, not a curated record
CAAAAACGGAACUAAACACUGAAAUUGUCGUAAAAUCUUUAAAAAAAAUCCCCAAAAAAGCCUGAAAAAAGGUAUCGAGAUCCGUUUUUGAACAUUUUUACGAACGAUUACAGAAUGUCAAGGAGCUCAUAAACGAUGGCAAAUAGCAGGGAAAACAUGGAGCUCGAGUCAUUUCUCGUGACGAAACACUCUUGGAAGGGCAAGUACAAGCGAAUUUUGUCAAUUGGCACGACAGGCAUCUCGACAUAUCAUCCGGAUCGCUUCGACGAGACUAAUCGAUGGUCGUAUUCGGAUGUUUUGGGAGCGGCGCCUAAUCGAACGGGAGGAAAUACUGCUCAAGAAUUCACGUUGAGUUUGCGGAAGGACAAGAAACAAGACACGAUCAAGUUGUCGUCGGAGUUUCGGAAUGAAAUUCUCACCGCAAUCUUCCGUUUUUACAAGGAAUUCUCGGAAAAACCCAAAUUUGUGCAAAAAUAUCAAGCGAAGAAGCAUCAUUGGUCGGGAAUUAGCUUGCCAAUUGUCUUGGAAGUGACUCCUUGUUCGUUAGAUCAACUCGAUCCAACCACAAAUACCGUUCUUGCCAGCUACAAUUACAAAGAUAUCGACGGUAUCAUCGGGAUUCAAGAUUACGAAGGCGGAAUUGUGCUCGCGUAUGGCGGUUGGAGUCGUUUGCAUCUCUUCAAAGUCAUCAAUCAUUACGAAGUCAUUCAAAAUAUCGUGCAGUAUGCGCAGCAAUUUCUCGCUAUCGACAUCAAAGUGCUCAAAAGUCAAAUCACGUUGGAGCAAUUCGAAAAUGAGCGUUUUGGCAAAUACAAGGACGACAUGUACCACACAUCGAUGAGCGAAUUUAUCGUGCAAAAAGUCAGCAUUCGUCAUUUUGAGCCGGUGCGACGAAUUUUGUGCCUCACUGAUUUCACGUUGUUGGAACGCGAUCCGCAAACGUACAGCAUUUGUACGUUACGCCCGUUGAACGAUGUCUUUGCGCUGAUUCGCGAUAAUGACAACAUCCAGCAAUUUAGUAUCGAGUACAAGAAUGGGUGUGUGCGAACGUACAUCACGAACGAGAGGGAUUCGUUGCUUGCGACGCUGCUUGAUGCUGUGAGAUCAUCGAGUAAUCCGGAUGUGCAUGUGCGGAUUAAUCGAACGCCCCGCGGAAAACGUGCAGGACCCUUGACAGCGCCUGUGGAUGAAGAAACGGAAGCGAAUUUACUGAAAUUUAUCAUUAGCAUGUAUCAGUAUCCCGUGAAACGGUUGGAAAUUAUCGAACGGUUCAAUGCGAAUGUUCCUUAUAGCGGACUGAAUUAUAGUGUUACACAAGAUUCCUUGUUCUCUGAAAACAAAGAAAGAUUAAUUACGGGUGCCCUUCAAGCUCUAACGACAAAAGAAUUGGAUCUGUCCCAAUUGAAUGAUCAAGAACUCGAGGGCUCAUUUCACGUUUUACGACGUCUUCUUGCAAGCAAAGUUGGUUUCGCCGCCUUCACAAAUCUCCCCGGAUUCCGUGAAUCGAUUGGACAACGCGUCGUAACGUCGCUCCGUCGUAAAGAUCUCGCUGUUUCUUAUGCCGCCAUUGACAUGAUCAACUCUCUGAUGCACUCGAUGCAUGCCGAUUACGACUUGAAGCAAGAGCAGCUGAAUAAAAGUUCGUUAUUACAUUCCAAAUCGUUCCUCGAGAGUUUGCUCGAAAUGUGGGUUCAACACAUAAAUCUCGGGAGCGGAGCUUUGGUUUUGUCGGCAAUGUUGGAUUUUCUCACUUUUGCUCUGUGUGCGCCUUAUAGCGAGACAACCGAUGGAAAGCAGUUUGAUUUGUUGCUGAAUAUGGUUGCGGAACGAGGAAGAUCGCUUUUUAAACUUUUUCAACAUUCGUCGUUGGCGAUUGUAAAGGGAGCUGGUUUGGUAAUGAGAGCCUUGAUUGAAGAAGGAGAUGCUGAAGUUGCGAAACAAAUGCAAAUUUUGGCCUUAGAUGAGGCAGCUUUGUGCAAACAUUUGCUUAUGGCACUUUAUACACCGAGCACAGAUGCUACCAUGGCAACGCAUCGUCAACUUUCGCGACAAUUGGUUGGAUUGUGGGUUACAGAUAGCGAUGAAGCUGUCAAUUUGUUCAAAAGAAUCUUCCCCGCUGGAUUACUGAUGUUCCUCGAGUCAGAAAGCGAAGUACCCAAAGACGAAGUCGAAGAAGAUCGUCUCAACGUGCGCAACAACUUGGAAAUGGCUGUCGAGAGCAAUUCGCGCAACAAACGCAUCCAAUAUCUCAUCGAAAAACAUCUUGACGGCAUCAAACAUUGGGGUCUCACACUUCUGGAUCGUCCCGAAUUAUCAGCAAAACUCGGCGGAACAACAAAUCCCGCCAAAGCUCGUCCCGUCGUUUUGAGAAAUCGUCGAAAACGCAAACCGCAAAGCGAUAAAAUCUUCAAUCUCCCUCUCUUCUUCUACCAAUUCGGAAAAUCGCAUACACUGCCGAACCUCAUAUGGAAUCACAAAACGCGCGAAGAGCUCCGUAUCGCUUUGGAAAACGAAAUUCGUCAAUUUCAAUCAGAUAAGGAUUUGGCAGGACAACUUUUGGUAGCAUGGAAUUACGACGAAUUCGAGGUGCAGUACAAUAGUUUAGCGGACGAGAUUAAAAUCGGCGAUUAUUACAUCCGGAUAUUGCUUGAACGGGAUGAUUGGCCUUCGAAUUUGGUGAAAGACCCGAAUGAGUUGUUCAAUGCGUUGUACCGAAGGGUUUUGUGUCGCAAUCGAAUCAAUGACGAUCAAUUGACAGUUUCUUCGUUACAGGCUCUUGCGAAGGUCUACAAUCGAUAUUACGAAGAAAUUGGAUAUUUUAGUGACAUGCCUUACAUUUUGCAAAUGAUCGAUCGUUGUUUGUCGCCGUCGUUGCGCGAUGCCUUGGUGACUUUGGUAAAAGUUCUCGUGCUGUACAAAGCGAAUUGCCGUCCCGUCGCUGAUCACGUAGGAACUCUCGUGGAUCUUUUGACACUCGCGCAUCUUCAUCGAAAUCGUGUGGCGCCCAAUACGAAGACAAAUACCAUCGAAGCGGGUCAAAACAUGAAGGAGCACGAAGAGAAAGAUUGGUAUUACAACAUUGAACGUGAAAACGAAAAACCCGAGAGAAUCGGUCCCGUGACAUUUUCUGAACUAAAAGAGCUUUGGGCGAAAAACGCAAUAAAUCCUCGAACACGAUUUUGGGCAACCGGCAUGGAUGGAUGGCGUUCAUUGCAACAAAUCCCUCAGUUAAAAUGGUGUCUCAUGGCAAAAGGAAACCCGUUGUAUAACGAAAGCGAAUUGGCGAAACUAAUUUUGGAUAUUUUGAUCAAAUGUACGAGUUUCUUCCGAAGUCGUUCGAGUGACGGACAUGCAGUUUUAAUUCCCGGACCUCGAAUGUCACGAAAACUCUCGGAAUUUCUUCAUCUCCCGCAAAUUGUUCAACUUUGUCUCACCCAUGAUCCGGCGCUGGUCGAACGCGUUGCUACUCUCCUUUGUCAAAUCAUGGAAGACAAUCCAGAAAUGUCGAAAAUUUACUUGACAGGCGUCUUUUACUUCAUGCUCAUGUACACGGGAAGUAACAUUCUCCCCGUAGCUCGUUUCCUGAAGCUAACUCACAUGAAACAAGCCUUUCGAAGCGACGAUCAAAACAUGACGUCAAAUAUCAUGUAUCGAAGUAUCCUCGGACAAUUGUUGCCUGAAGCGAUGGUUUGUUUUUUGGAGAAUUACAGCGCUGAAAAAUUCGCGGAAAUAUUUUUGGGUGAAUUUGAUACCCCUGAAGUCAUUUGGAAUUCAGAGAUGCGAAGGAUGUUGAUUGAAAAAAUUUCCGCGCAUAUUGCGGAUUUUACGCCACGUUUGAGAGGACAUUGUAUGUCGCGAUAUCCGUAUAUUGCAAUACCCGUUAUUAGUUAUCCGCAGUUGGAAAAUGAGCUUUUCUGUCAUAUCUUUUAUUUGAGACAUUUGACGGAUACGCAAAAGUUUCCAGAUUGGCCAAUUGCGGAGCCGGUAUUGCUUUUGAAACACACUUUGGAUGCAUGGAGGAAGGAAGUUGAGAAACGCCCGCCGGAAAUGACAGUUAAACAAGCUUAUGAAGUGUUGGGUAUUGAUUUGGAAAAGGUUGCACAGCCCGAUGAAUCUGUAAUUAGGAAGAGUUAUUAUAAAUUGGCGCAGAUUUAUCAUCCAGAUAAAAAUCCAAAAGGAAAGGAAAUCUUCCUCCGAGUCAAUCAAGCUUAUGAAUUUAUUUGCUCCCGCACGAAAUGGAGCACAGAUGGUCCAAGUGCCAGCAACAUCGUACUAAUUCUCCGCACGCAAAGCAUUUUAUUCGAACGUUACUCGGAGGAAUUGCGUCCUUACAAAUACGCCGGAUAUCCGCAACUCAUCAAAACGAUCCGCUUGGAAACGAAAGACGAUCAACUCUUUUCCAAACCCGUGCCGUUACUUGCAGCUGCUUCUGAAUUGUGUUAUCACACCGUCAAUUGUUCCGCCUUGAAUGCCGAAGAGCUGCGACGUGAAGAGGGAAUCGAAGCUUUGUUAGAGGCUUAUUCGCGAUGCGUUUCCAUCAUGGGAGUCGAUUCGAAACCCGACGAAUUGCACUAUCAAGUCAUCUCGAACAUCACAAAAUGCUUCGAAGUCGCCUGUUAUUUCGAAAAUUGCAAGAACAAGAUUCUCAAGUUACCGCGUCUCUUGUUGGAUGUGUGUCAUGUCGUCAGUUUCAAACAUUCUCCCUCGGUUGCGCUCAUCACGAGUUUGGCAGCGAAUAAUACGGAAUUGCAAAAUCAACUUGUGUGCAACGGAAUUUUGUGGAGUCUCAUGCUUUUCAUGUUCGAGUACGAUUACACGUUGGAUGAGAGUGGCGUCGCGGUUGACGAGAAGACAAAUCAACAACAAGCGUGUAACAAUUUGGCAAAACUCGCUGUUAGUGCAUGCUGUGCCUUAAGCGGAUAUUCAAUCAAACUCUUGAACGAUCCGACGGAAGUUUUGGUAAGCUCACCGACCACAUCGAAUGCCUCACUUCCGGAAAAUUCACCGCGAAAAAUGCCCCCGCCGCCUCCCGUGUCUUCAAAUUCGCUCGAUUACGGCGACAAAGCCACAAAUAUCAUCCAACAGAAUCAAGCGUUGGCCAAUAUGAUCACGAAUGUCACGCGCGAAGACCGAAAAUCGGAGGAAAUUGAGAAAAAUGACACGUCAAAGUUGUCUCUCAGGUACAGCAUCUCAGGAACAGCCACAAACAAAGUCGUCAAACGCAUCUUAGAUGUCUUGCUGACACCUUUUAUCGCUAACAAACUCGCAACUGACACGGAUAACGAGAUUUUGAAGAUUCUCACGUCAAAUACUCGUAACCCUUAUUUGAUUUGGGACAAUGGAACACGUGCUGAACUCUUGGAUUUCUUGGAGCAACAACGGCAAAUCAGCGCAAGGCAACAAUAUGAAGAUGUAACUGACGUUUUGAAGCUCGUACAAGACUUCACCUACGAAUCACACAAAACGGAAGUUCAAGUUGGACAAGUUUUCUUGCGGAUUUACAACGAGAUGCCCACAUUCCCGAUCGAGGAUCCAAAAUCGUUCGUUAUUGACUUGCUCGUGUUCCUGAAACAAGCUUUCUUGUUCUUAUCCAAUGGAAAAUCCGGAGGCGCAGGAGACAUUUUAAUUCCGACUUUAGCUGUGGAUCAUCCCUCAAACAAGGCUCCGUUGAAUCCGCUGUUGAACGAAUAUCAAAAGGCGAAGCAGCGAAAUCAAUUGCAAGUGAAUCCGAAUCAACCUGCGAAUAUUUUUCACUUUCAAAAUACAGCGACGACUGUCACGGGCAUCAUUAUGGUCAUGAAGUCGCUCAUUGGGGUCUUCAAUUCGAAUCCAAAUAUCGAAAUGCAAUGCAUUGGGUACUUUGAUUUGCUUUUCCAAUUGCUGUGUCAAAAUAUGACGGAGUACGAUCACGUUAUUAAGACGCUGGCGUUGGAAAUUAUCUCGCUCGUGUCACGAAAUAAGGAUUGCGUGGCAGAAAUCGCCGCUUGUGAUAUCUUGGGUAGCUAUUUGACGUCGAUGAAGGAUCCAGAUUUGAAAAAUGUCACGCAAAAGGUGUUGGAUACGCUUUCGGGGCUCGUCAAUAUGCAGAAAAUGGUUAAAGAAGCACAAGCUAAAGGUGCCGUCAUUUACCUCCUCGAUCAUUUCUGUAACUCAAAUAAUCCUCAAAUCCGUGAGACGUGCGCUGAAUUACUCGGAAAAAUGACUCUCGACAAGUUGAGUGGUCCCAAAGUUCGUAUCACAGUUUGCAAAUUCCUUCCUGUCGUCUUUUUGGAUGCCAUGAUCGAGACGCCAGCUGGUUGCGUGCAAAUGUUCGAGAGCACACACGAGCAUCCCGAGUUAAUUUGGAACGACAAAACUCGCGAGACUGUUUCGUUUGCCGUACGAACGAUGGCUGACAACUUUUACAUGAAGCAAAAGCAAAAUCCGAAAUUUUUGUGGCACGAUCCCGAGCAAUUGCCCGAAAUUGUUUCCGACGAACUUAUCGUAUCGGGCGUUUACUUGCGCCUUUUUGUCUCGAAUCCGGGAUGGACGUUGCGCAAACCGAAACAAUUUUUGUCGGAUUUGUUGGAUUUCAUCGUGGACAAUAUCAGUCGAACGGGCGUCGAUAAGGAAACGCUCGAUAUUGCGACGCAAUCAUUGGUACUGUUGCUCAAUGUUCAGCCAAACUUGGCAGAUACGAUUCCAGUAUUAGGACACAUACCAAAAUUCUUUCGACAACUUUCGACACAACCAAAGAGUGCAUUAGAAGUAUUACAUGCCCUCGCAUUGUCAGAGGUUUGUGUGGCUGCAAUUGCGCAAACUGACUGUAUUUAUGCGCUCAAAAAGUGCAUGGAGGAAAACAAAAAUAUGUGGGGAAAAGUUUCCGAGACACUCAAUCGUCUUUUCAAGUGCCAGCAUGACUCGCUCGUUCGACAAUCAUUGGAAAGCAAUUUAGUGCAAUAUCUGUUGACGAUUCUUGAUUCUCGGAUCGAAAGUGAAGAAAAUCCAGCAAUGAUCAAAGCUAAAAUCGUGUCUGCAUUGAAAUCCAUGACGCAUAACAUCAAUUACGGCGAUCGCGUUGCUCAUAUUUUGAAUUCUAACAAAGUUUGGGCGGAUUAUCGUGAUCAAAAGCAUGAUUUGUUCAUAAUGGAUACUAACAGACCCUUUGCGAUUACAGCUGGCGUUCCUCAAACUGCGGGUUAUUUGACACAAGCUCCAAGCAAAAGUGUAGAAGUGACAACAUCGCCGCCGCCCAUAGAUCGAGACGAUCCGAUGGCAAGACCAACUGACUUGGUUUGAAAGUAAUUUUUAGACUAAAAAAAAAUAUCUAAAUAACAAAAAAAAAACAUAUUUAACUCAUUUAGUUUCACAGAGCUUAUAACUGUAAUUUUGUUAACGCCUCUAUACCUAUAUCAAAUGUGAUGUAAAUACAUUUAAUAUAAAAAAAAACGUAUCU